GCUGUGCUGUUGGUAGCCAGUCUUUGAAAAUAGCUCACUGGCGGCGCUCACUAGAUGUCCCAAAGGGUGGCAGCGCGUUUUCCCGGUUUCCUCUUGUUUGUGCAGCUGCAGUGCCCGAAAAGGAGCGGCGGAGGAUUAUAUCCCAUGAAUUUGACUUCUACAUGGAUUAUCCUGUGGUUAAAGUUUGAGGAAUCAGAGGUGGAAAUGGAGCUCCCAAAUCAUGCCAAACAACUGCUGCUGCAGCUAAACCAACAGAGAAGCAAAGGGUUCUUCUGUGAUGUCAUCAUAGUCGUUGAAAAUGCCCUGUUCCGUGCCCACAAGAAUAUCUUGGCAGCGAGCAGCAUGUAUUUCAAGUCCCUUGUGCUUCACGACAACUUGAUCAACCUGGACACCGAUAUGGUCAGCGCCACCAUCUUCCGACAGAUUCUGGAUUUCAUUUACACCGGGAAGCUCCUGGGGACAGACCAAGCCAGCGAGCAGAAUUUCAACGCCCUCCUAACAGCAGCCAGCUACCUCCAGCUUCAUGACCUUGCCGCCCUUUGUCGGAAGAAGAUGAAACGCAACGGAAAGACUUUACACGGCAAGCUGGCCGGCCCCAAUCCCGGGAAGCUCGGGCGAGGCCAUAGACUUUCCUCCACUCCAGUUAUCCAGACACGCUACACGGGGUCACCCGAGGGGCUCAAGAGGCAGCAGGCGGGGGAACUGCACAGGGUGGAGGUUACUGGAGAUGAAUUGUACAUCGCUAGCUCAAACAAAGGAAAUUCUCAUUCUCACAGCCAAAACAGUGGUACCAGCAAAAGCAGCAAUACUAAUGGCACCAACAACAGUGGGGAGCAGGAGCAAAUGCUCGGUCUUGACCUAUCCAAGAAAAGCCCUUCAGUCCCUCCCCACAUGUCUCAGGAAGACAUGCAGCUUGGUGAGUGCAACCAAGGCUCUCCACAUUCUGCCUCUGUUUCUGCAACCAACAGUGCCUCCUUUGAAGACAACACCACCAACCCUCAUAAAUCAGAGAACAGUGAGUCCACAGAUAGGAAUGACAUUACUGACAACCAGAACCUGGCCGAUACCGGGCAGUCCAAGGGCUUUCGCCUCUCCGGUCGCAACACUGGGUGGAUAAAGCAAGAGAAGGUAUUUAACAGGCAGGAAAGUGUGAACUGCAGGGAGGAGAGUGCCUCAGUCAUGAACGGUGUCAUCAUGGGCCCUCUAGUCAAGUCGCUGGAGCGCGAUUCAAGCCACCAUUUUGACCACGCUAUGCACUGCAAGGAGGAGGAAGAGGAAGAAAAUGGGAAAGAAUGCAGCGACGACAGCGGACAAAGUGAGGAGGAGAGUGGGCAGGCUAGCAGCCACGCCUACAGACCUGGUCAGGAUGGCUUUGAGCCGGUGGUGUAUGGUGACAACCUCUAUGUGUGCAUCCCCUGUGGCAAAGGCUUCCCCAGCUCGGAGCAGCUCAACGCCCACGUGGAGACACACACAGAAGAGGACCUGUACAUCAAGGAUGAAACGGACAGCCUGGCCACGCAAAACCUGCCUUACCCCAAUGACUCCAGGCCAUACAAGUGCUCCGUCUGCGAGAAGAGCUACAGGGACCCCUCGACCUUGCGACAGCAUGAGAAGACCCACUGGCUAUCGCGGCCCUUCCCCUGCAACAUCUGUGGUAAAAUGUUCACUCAGCGGGGAACCAUGACGCGGCACAUGCGCAGCCACCUGGGGCUGAAGCCUUUUGCCUGCGAGGAGUGUGGCAUGCGCUUCACCAGGCAGUACCGACUGACAGAGCAUAUGCGGGUCCACUCGGGCGAAAAGCCCUACGAAUGUCAAGUCUGCGGUGGCAAGUUCACGCAGCAGCGCAACCUGAUAAGCCACAUGCGAAUGCAUACCUCACCGACAUAAGCCAAAGACUCGAACCUAAUUUUCGGGAGAACCUGCUUCUCCAGCAUCGGCGGAGGAAGAUAGUCAUACGGACUGCCUCUUUCACACGAUUUCAAAUUGGAGAAUGAGCAGGGGGUGGGCGGGAAAGGGGAUCUUUAGUUUCCAAUAGUUGUUUAGAGAAAUUCCUCGAAUCUUAGAGGUACUUGUUUUAUUAAAAGAAGUAAGGACCUUUGUAAUUUUCAUGUGAAUGUUUAAACUGGAAGGUCGAGGAUCUAGGUGGGGUAGUUUGGUGUAGGCUGGACUUGCUGCAAUUUCCUUAGGUACAUUUCCUUUAUAUUUUGUCCUGUGUUUAGCCCCUCUCCCCUUGCUAAACAAGUCUGGUUGAAGUGACUUAUCAGCUUGCUACCUCUUCACGAUGAUAAUUUAUAAGAUAAAAAAAAUAAAUAAAAGGGUUAGUCAAAGAGUAAUGGAAGGGAAGGGGGGGUAGAUAUCUCUUUAAAAAUAUAAUAACAAAUUUAAGAUUUAGUAUUUCCAUUUUGACAUUGUCCAUCCUGGCUUUUUGGUUCUAUCCAAAUAUUGGCUGGCUUUUUUCCCAAGCCAGACCAGAUAAGACUUGUACGUUUUAUCUGCCUUGACCAAACUAUAUAACAGUGUAUAGUGUUUUGAAUUUUGAGCCAUACCCAUGUAAAGUCAUGGCUGCAUCAAAGUCGCAAUAGUCUUUCUAAUUAAUGGUCAGUUCCGUGGUGAGGGUGGGAAA
Messenger RNA from Carcharodon carcharias (great white shark), 2623 nucleotides. It is a transcript of the gene hic2, whose product is annotated as hypermethylated in cancer 2. Gene Ontology annotation, biological process: regulation of transcription by RNA polymerase II. Lineage: Eukaryota; Metazoa; Chordata; Chondrichthyes; Lamniformes; Lamnidae. The record is from RefSeq and is a predicted model, not a curated record. The transcript is spliced from 2 exons. Gene Ontology annotation, cellular component: nucleus. Gene Ontology annotation, molecular function: DNA-binding transcription factor activity, RNA polymerase II-specific; protein binding; RNA polymerase II cis-regulatory region sequence-specific DNA binding. The coding region runs from base 55 to 1887 and encodes 610 amino acids.